Molecule: messenger RNA, 2395 nt
Organism: Hypanus sabinus (Atlantic stingray)
Lineage: Eukaryota; Metazoa; Chordata; Chondrichthyes; Myliobatiformes; Dasyatidae
Product: leucine-rich repeat and immunoglobulin-like domain-containing nogo receptor-interacting protein 3
Exons: 1
Coding region: 1-1806 (601 amino acids)
Molecular function (GO): protein binding
Source: RefSeq, a predicted model, not a curated record
AUGUCCACCCGAACGGGAUCCGCCGCUGCCUUGUGGGGCGUUGCCUCCCUCCUUCUCUUCAACCCGGGCUCCAGCUGCCCUCCUGCCUGCCAGUGCUCGGCCCAGAACCGGACAGUCCGCUGCGACGGCCGUAGGCUGGAGGCCACCCCCCGCGGGGUCCCGGCCGGCACCCGAACGCUGGACCUCAGCCGCAACCUCAUCAGCAGGGUGGGCCGCAGCGACUGGACUCGACCCGCGGCUUGGGCCCGGCGGCUGGAGGAGCUGGAUCUUGGCCACAACCUGCUCUCCCACCUGGACUCCGGUUGCUUCGAAGGCCUCGAUCGCCUUUCGGUCCUCAGCCUGCGAGCUAACCGCCUGCGGUACCUGGAGCCGGGGUCCUUACGCGGCCUCCCUGCCCUGAAUUCCCUGGACCUGAGCCUUAACCCGCUGGUGGCCUUGCUGGACCACGGCCUGGCGGGGCCAAGCCAGCUGCGGCUGCUGGCGGUGGGAGCCCCGAGCCUGGUCCACAUCGGGCUCAAUGCGUUCGCCGGCCUGGGCAGCCUGCAGCAGCUGACGGUGGCAGGCUCGGCGCUGGAGCAGACUCCGGCCGCUGCCCUGGGUCGGCUGGCCAACCUGACCGCCCUGCGGCUGCGGAGCUUGCGGGGACCGAGUUCGGUGCCGGAUGGCUGGCUGCGGGACAUGGGCCGGCUGCGGGCCUUGGAGCUGGACGGCUGGCCGGCGCUCAGCGAGCUGGGCAUGGGCAGCCUGCAGGGCCUUAGCCUGGUGUGGCUGUCGGUGACGCGUUGCAACCUGACCGAGCUGCCGUACGCCGCCCUCCGGCUCCAGGCGCAGCUCCGCUUUCUCAACCUCUCCCACAACCCGAUCCGAGUCAUCCGCCCCGCCCUGCUUCACCAUGUGUGGCGGCUGCAGGAGUUCCGGCUGGUGGGCGGCCAGCUAGUCUCGGUGGCCCUCGGAGCUUUCCGCGGCCUGGCCGGUCUCCGGCUGGUCGACGUGGCGGCCAACCGUCUACCUAGCCUGGAGCAAGGUGUCUUCCGUUCCGUGGCCAGCCUCCAGAGCCUCGGCCUGGGCGACAACCCGCUGGCCUGUGAUUGCCGGCUGCUCUGGGUGAUGCGGCGGCGCCGGCGACUCUACUUCCUGGGCUCCGAGCCGGUCUGCGCCUCGCCAGCGCUGCUGCGGGGCCGGCGACUGACCGAGCUGGAGGAGCCGCUGCCGGCCGGCGCUUUCCGCUGCCGCAAGCCGGUCAUCCGCAACAAGGCGCAACGGCUGCGGGCCCGCGAGGCUCAGACUGUCGGACUGCGCUGCGCCGCCGACGGACAACCACCGCCCGAUAUUGUGUGGAUCAACCCCCGAAAACAGGUCCUAUUCCCCGGGCCCGGGCCCAUCUCGGGUCCCGGGGCCGGUCGCAGCCGCCUGCUGCCGGACGGCACGCUGCAGAUUAUCGGCGUGCGCCCGAAGGACGCCGGCACCUACCGCUGCGUGGCCCGGAACGCCGGCGGCAACGACACGGCCUCGGCCGUGCUGGUGGUGCGCCCGCUCUCGGCUCGGGACCUGGGACUGGGCGGCGCCACCCUGGACCCGCACCUCCACCACACGAUCGGGCGCCGCGCCCUGCUGAUCGCCACCAGCCUCGGCCUCUCCUCCUUCUUAGGCGUGGUCAGCGUCUGGUUCUCGCUGCUGCUGAUCUGGAGCCGGAUGUGCGGGCCCAUCAAACACAACACGCACAUCGAGUUCGUGCCGCACGCCGGGGGCGACGAGGGAGGGGGCGGCGGCGGCGGCGACGGCAAGUUCAACAUGAAGAUGGUGUGAGGAAGUGGGGUGCCCGGGGGUGGGGGGGGGGAGGAAUCUCGAUUCUGGACUCGCCCCUUAUGACCUCUGCCUAUCACGUCACGCCUCUGGUUCCGUCACGAUGAUCAGUAGCUCCCCUCUACGUCAUUCCCGGUCCCUUUUUCAUCAUGAUCUCCCACUCCCUUCUUUGCCCUGCUAUAGCUUCGUCCACAACACGUCACGGUCUCACACUCUCCCUCGGAGGGGUUCUUCCCCGCCUCCUUAUUCCCCUCCACGCGGUAGAUGUUUGUGUCCGACUCGCUGGGCUACAUUCCAAAUGUCAUGGCCCUUUCCCUGUGGACUUUUCCCUCUGCCGACGUUCAGUUCAUGGUGUUCCCGGCCUAUGGUUCCUCACAGAGCACAUUCACACCCCAGCCUAUUUUCCACACAUCCCUCCAACGUGUGCCCACCCCCUCUGGCUUCUCACUGUGUUCCCCUCCCCAAGCCAAGGGUGGAAGGCAGCGACCGGCUGAGGAUUUUCUAUUGAAGAUCUCGGCCCCACUGGCAGGUGUUAAUUCCCCACACCGUUGUCAGCCGUCGUAGUUUGACCCUUGUGUCGGGCUGCAGCAAA